UCACCGUCGUCGUCGUUCGUUUCCACCACUCGAUAUUCGAGGGAUGAUGAUUUUUUUUACGCUACCGCGGCCGACUUCGUCGUCGAGAAUCAUUCGACGGCGAGUCGGCCGGUCAGCUUUCCGGGUAUCCUGGAGGACGAUGGGUUCUUUGCCGGUUUCGCUUUGCCCUCGCAGCAACAACCGAGUGCCCCGCGGACGUCCCAGACGCGAGAGCACCGCACGUUGCGGCUCCGCCUGCCUACCUCUGCCUUGCCUCUGCCUCUGCCUUCCUUCCUCUGCCUCUGGUUGUGGCUCUGGCCAGUCAGCCAGUCAGCCAGGCAAGCAGGCAGGGAGCCGGGCUGUCCGCUUCAGUCUAUCGGGCGGCCUCGUGCGCGCUGGCUUACUAAUAAAUUGCUUAUAUACACGACGAUUUUCACGCCUCAAAUCCGUGAGGACUUCGACGUUCGCGCCGGUCUGUAAUUCGUUCAUUGACGUGCGAGGCGUAAAGUUUAUUUAUUCAACUUGGGCUGAAACGCGUAAAGAAAGAGGCGACCACGAAAUAGAGGAGAAAAAAACAAACGAAAAACAUUAACGAAUAAAUAAAAUCAAACGAAAAUAUAUAUGAAUACGAUUGUCCGAUGAACUGUAAAUGAAGAGAGAGAGAGCAGUAUUUUCCACCCCCCCCUUUCACCUCCGCUCAAUUUAUUCUUUUCCUCAAUUUCUAAUUGAUCCCGCAGUACGGUAGUUUUAUACGUAUAUACACGCGUAUGAAUCGGAGGCGAACGAAGUUAUAAUUUUGCAAGGGUUGUUUUAUUUUUGAAAACGAGGUGGUUUUCCCGUACGGCGUCGUUUCGUACUUCCCGCCCCCUUCGAACAUCCCCCUCUCCGAGCGUUCGCUACUCCCGCGCAUCGGAACGACACGCGGUACGCUUUAAGAGACCCGGAGAACAUCGCGACUCCGACAUCGGGCGCCCCUGACUGGUAAAGUUGCCACGGUUCGAGGUGUCUCAAAUCCGUGCAUUGGGACGGGAAUUUGAGAGGAGAAAAAUUUUCGUCUCUCCGUUCUGAAAAUAAUCGCAGCUGAUCGAUUCCGACCUGAAAGUUGAAAGAAGAAGCGAAAGAGAAGGAAAUAAUGAAAAAUGAAAACGCGGAGAACGGAAGAUACCCAGGGAGCGAAGGACGAGGAAUUUCCGCUGAUCGAGAUGGAGAAUUUUGAAUUUUGAACGCGACUCUGACAAUUUAUCAUUACCAAAGACCAACUUUAAAAACAACAAAAGUGUUAUACGCAACAACUGAUUUUGUACAGCGAACAUUUAAUUGCACAGUGAAGAAAAUUAUAAGAAUUUUUCCUCUGUAUUAUCAAUAUAAAUAUCGAAUUGUGACAAGUAAAAUAAUUAAUUAAUUAAUAUUAUUGUUAUACAUGCGCUAAUAAUACAACAAUUAUAAAGAGAGUAUAACCGAAAGUGUAUUAUUGAAAUAAAAAGUAAAUAAAUAAUUUUAGUUUAAAUUAUCUAGACGUAUGCUGUAAUAAAUCUCUUCGCAAACAUAUACCAAAAAUUUUAUGAACAAUAAUAACGAAUUAGCAAAGAAAAUAAAUUGAAAUUUUAAUCGGUGUUGUGAAUAUUAUGAACUUAUUGCAAUAAAAUUUAUUUUUCCCAAUAGCUUUCGUGUCUGAAAAUAAUAUAUUAUAUACCUAUAUAUAUAUAUAUACAUAUCCGUUUACGGUCAAUGAAAUUAAGUCGAAAAAGUAAAAAUAAUAAAAAUCGUCGAUAACAAGAAUAAGAAAAAUGAAAAAAUGAAACAAUCGCGAGUAUGAGAGUAAAAAAAAACCGUUAAGGUGUAAAAAUAUAAAUACGCGUUCGCGAAUGAUAUAUCAAAGAGGAGAAACUUUUAUUGCGGAGAGAGAUAAAAAUAGUAACAAUAAAAACAGGAGCCACCGUAUGCGUACAAUUCCUAUGUAAUAAAUACGCAUUACAUGCGCAUGUAAAGGAGAUAAGAAGAAGAAGAAGAAUAAGAAGAAGAGGAGAAAAAAAACGAAAGCGACAUAUGAUUAAAAAUAAAGAAUUAAAGAUAGAAGGGAAGAAGAAAUAAUAAUAAUAAAUUAUAAGAAAAGAGAGAAAAAGAAAAACGUCUCGAGAUGUUUCGCGCGCCGCGAAUGCCGCGUACCUAUCGGUGCUUACUGCAUUUCUGACAAACUUUGUACCGCGCUGCAGCUGCUGCACCACCGUAGCGUAAAGUGUAAAGCGACUAAACACUAAAGAAUAUAAAGGGCAGAUGAGAUGUGAUAAACACGGACGACGAAACCCCGUUGUCGAAAGUAAAAGGAUAUUCGGAAAUCACGUCGAGCGAGCGCAGGCCGAGGGUGCGGAAUCUGAAGGACUAAAUUUAUUCCCGGGGGCGGAGGUCCCGUCGGGUUCCUACCGGAGGCGCGGGGCGCCUGAAAUGACGGCUCUGCGACGGGGUAGCUCAACACCCCGAUACAACCUCACCAUUCUGCUCACCGCCGCACUUGUCGCCGCCGUUUUACAGGCUCACUCCGCAACAGGGGGCAUCUGUUGGUCUUCGAUAAGGAACGGUCGAUGUACGGAAUUAUUAGCUCAGGGAAUAUCUCGGCAGGAUUGCUGCGCAUCGAAUACGGCGGCGGCUACGGCGUUCUCCGAAGAAGAUCUGGACAGCGGGACUCUCUUCUUCUGGAAAGUUUUGGGGGGCGGAGUGCCCUGCAGACCUUGUCGAGAAACCUGCGCGGAAGUCCGUUGCGAGGAGGGUAAAAAAUGCGUGGUACGUCGGGGCCGACCGAGAUGCGUCUGCAAUCCGGAAUGCAAAGCUCCGAGGGGCGGCGGCGGUCCAGUUUGCGGUACGGACGGACGGAGUUACCGCAGUUUGUGCAGGCUUAAGAAAAGAGCUUGCAAAAAGGGCAGCCACGAUCUCGCCGUCGCUUACAACGGCCAUUGUCAAAGUUCGUGCACGGGGGUGCGUUGCGGCCAGGGUCGAAGCUGUCUUCUAGAUCAGAACCUGAGUCCCCACUGCGUCAAGUGCGCCCGAAGGUGUCCGCAGUCGGUUCAGGGUCAUCACGGUCUUCCGGGGAUACAGGAGGCUCUACAAGUCACCGGAAAUCGCCCGGUUUGCGGCUCCGACGGAAACACCUACAAAAGCGCGUGCCACCUCCGACUCGCAGCUUGCAGAAGCGGCAAGGCCAUUCCCGUCGCUUAUAAGGGGAGAUGCAAACAGGCUGCGGACUGCUCGAGCAUUCGUUGCCGUGAGGGUCAGACGUGUCUGACGGAAAUGGGAUCCGGAAGACCGAGAUGCGUGACCUGCAGUUAUCGGUGUCCCAGAAGACGUGACCGAAACUCGUCGUCUUCGUCUUCGUCUUCGUCUUCGGCGCCUCAGUAUUGCGCCUCGAACAAUAUAACCUACCCGAGUUGGUGCCACAUAGUCAAAGACGCUUGCGUCACCGGAUUCGUACUGGAGACGCUCCAUCCAGGACCCUGCAACGCCUUCGAUGCCGCAGUCUACAUGGUAACAGUACGUCGUUAGCGUACGACGUGGACCUUGCCGAAGAGAUGCAUCAUCAUCAUCAAUCGGGUGGAGGAAGGGCGAAGGAAACCGCGGAAGCAUCACGUCGAGGAAAGCGACUUCUGUGACGACAUUAAAUAGCUAGCUUCAGGGUCGGCCGUCGAGAUAACUAGAGGGUUUGACAUUUUUUUGCUAUUAAUCUAUACUUGGCGCAUUAACAGCUGCACGAUGCUGGACACGAAAAUGAAAUAAUAAAAAUCGUCCUACAGCACGUACGACGACCAUAUAAAAUCAAUAAUGUCCGACUAAUGUCGCUGAAUAAUUGUCCGAGCUGCGUUCACCCUCGCGGCGAUUAAGUUUGCCUCCCGUGAAAAGAAGAAAAACAGUAAAAGGAAAAGAAAAAAAAAAAAAAA
Athalia rosae (coleseed sawfly) is the source of this 3905-nucleotide messenger RNA. Its product is annotated as follistatin-A. Gene Ontology annotation, biological process: anatomical structure development. The record is from RefSeq and is a predicted model, not a curated record. The transcript has 7 exons. Gene Ontology annotation, molecular function: calcium ion binding; collagen binding; extracellular matrix binding. Bases 2254 to 3513 code for a protein of 419 amino acids. Lineage: Eukaryota; Metazoa; Arthropoda; Insecta; Hymenoptera; Athaliidae.